AUGUAUCAGUAUCGAGUCUGGUGGCAUUACAAACCAGAUGGGAUCUACGAGAAAUGUCGUUGCUUGUGUUGCCAACAGCGUUUUCACAAAGCUCAUGAACGUUUUGUUCCUAUUCCGUUGCUCGGAAAAUACCGCGACCCAAACACAUUGGGUGAUCGACCAUGCAAGUACACUGUCUCUGGUGGUUGUCCAGAUCGUUCACUUGAACAUAUUGUCUCAUUUCAUGCAUUUGAUUUCAAGCCUCUCGCGCGAUUUCAACCUGGCAAGGAUAAGACUUACAUUGGUUUUCAUCAAACAACAACGGAAGCUGCGAUUGGUAUUUCGCAGGAAGGCUUUCGAAUCAGUAGUAGACCACCACAAAUGCUAGGUUUUGGUGUUUACUUUGCACGUUCUUUUGCCGACACAGAGGGCAAAGCUCGUGCUACCGGUGCCUUUAUCGUUGCCGAAAUCGAUAUGGGCAGCGUUCGAAUAAUUGAGCUCCAACAGAUCAACGAAGUAAGAAACACGGAUUCAUGGUGGAAAGAUCAUGAUACAAUUUACUACAAACACGUGGAUGAGAAUCGUGAUGAAUUUUGUAUCAAAGAUCCGAAGCAAAUAUUGAAAUGGAUCAUGGUUAUGGAUGAUACACGACUGUAUCGAUAUGGGCUUGACCAUGAAUUUGAUAACACACGCUGUGGCUGUAUCUGA
This is a messenger RNA of Rotaria sp. Silwood2, 687 nucleotides long. Lineage: Eukaryota; Metazoa; Rotifera; Eurotatoria; Philodinida; Philodinidae. The record is from the annotation of a GenBank genome assembly.